AUGUCCUUCGAUUGGGAUCACCAGUUCUGCCUGGGCUGCGACAAGCAAACCGACGGCACCACCUACUGCUCUGAAGCCUGCCGUCUUGGGGACUACGAGAAGACUGCUUCCUCUUCAUCACCAAGCUCUGGGGCGAGCUCACCAACCCUGAACGAGUGGACCUUCAACAAGCCAACCUCCAGCAGCUCCAAGUUCUACCUCUCCCCCGCCUUCGACUUCAGCGCACCACAAACAUCCCGCUCCAACUCUGUCCUCUCCCCAUCUGCCUCGCAAACCAGUCUCUGCUCCAUGCGCAGCACAUCCUCUGCCGGGCUCGACGCCGCUCAACUGUCAGACAAGGCCGCCCGCGAACUCAGGGCCUACGCUCGUUCGUUCGAAUCUGUCCGCACUCAACGUAGACGAUCGUACUAG
Messenger RNA from Podospora bellae-mahoneyi, 411 nucleotides. RefSeq lists its product as uncharacterized. The coding region runs from base 1 to 411 and encodes 136 amino acids. The transcript has a single exon. Lineage: Eukaryota; Fungi; Ascomycota; Sordariomycetes; Sordariales; Podosporaceae. The record is from RefSeq and is a predicted model, not a curated record.